Messenger RNA from Camellia sinensis, 981 nucleotides. The record is from RefSeq and is a predicted model, not a curated record. Lineage: Eukaryota; Viridiplantae; Streptophyta; Magnoliopsida; Ericales; Theaceae.
AUGGAAGAGAUUGGCAGCUCUGAAGUGACAAGAUCAUUAAGGGACAUACCACCAUCUCACUACAUUUUCAAGAUUGAGCCAUUCUCACAACUCUCAAAAGCACUGUUAGAUACUGAAGUGCAGAGUUAUGAAUCUGACAUUUUUGAAGCCAGUGGCUACAAAUGGAGAUUAUCUCUCUACCCAAAUGGUGAUGAAAAAAGAAAUGGGAAAGGUUACAUCUCUCUGUACUUGGUAAUUGCAGAGACAAGUAAAUUACCUCUUGGUUGGGAAGUCAAUGUGAACUUUAAAUUGUUUGUCUAUAAUCAAAUUCAAGACAAGUACUUAACCAUCCAAGAUACCAAUGGGAAGGUAAAUCGCUUUCAUGGGAUGACAACGGAGUGGGGUUUUCCUCAGUUGCUUUCACUUAGUACCUUCAGUGAUCCUUCUAAUGGAUACCUCGUUCUUGACAAAUGCAUGUUUGGAGCAGAAGUUUUUGUUUUGAAUUAUAGUGGCGGAGCUGAGUUUCUGAGUUUUAAGGAACUUGACAUUAUUCACACUUGGAAGAUUGAAAAAUUUUCAUCUCUGGUUGAUAAAUUUAUUACCUCUGAUGUCUUCACUGCUGAAAGUUGCAAGUGGAUAUUAUGUCUCUAUCCCAAAGGAUCGUCAGAAGAAAAGGACAAGUACCUCUCUCUUUAUUUACGGUUAUAUAAUGGUGAAGAGUUUCCUCCAGAACGAAAAUUAUAUGCACAUUACAGCUUGUGCAUAAGGAACCAACACAAUGGCAAGCAUAAGAAAUUUACAGGUGGCAGCUGGUUCAGUGCUACUUCACAUUUCGGUUAUGGUGACAGUACAUUAUUUUCGCUAACUGAUCUCCGUGAUUCCUCCAAGGGAUUCCUCGUCAAUGACACUUUAAUUGUCGAGUGCAAAGUUAUUGUUGUCUCCGAAUCAGCUGAAGCUGUUCUGGUUAUAUCCAUUGUUAUAGUUGAAAUUCUAAGAAACUAG